Messenger RNA from Lottia gigantea (owl limpet), 7346 nucleotides. RefSeq lists its product as hypothetical. Lineage: Eukaryota; Metazoa; Mollusca; Gastropoda; Lottiidae. The record is from RefSeq and is a predicted model, not a curated record. Gene Ontology annotation, biological process: regulation of gene expression. The coding region runs from base 1 to 7251 and encodes 2416 amino acids. Gene Ontology annotation, cellular component: nucleus. The transcript is spliced from 3 exons.
AUGCCGGAAAAAAGAGAAUUAAAACGAUUGGAGGAAUUGGCCAAAAAGAAAAAGCGGCUCCUCCUACUCCAACAGAGACUAUUAACAGAUGCCACUUUACCGUCUAUGGAACCAACAACUUCAAGAAGAAAAUCAGAGAUCUUUAAAGAUGACAGUUCUUCAGCUCAAAGAUCUUCAAGAGCUUCGAAAUCAGCUACCAAACUAACACCAACUCGAAAGCGGUCCACUCUAUUGAGCUCCAGUACCUCAGCUAUAGUGGACGAAGAAGCAAUUUCAAACGCUCCAGAGAAAAGUUCCAAUCUUGCAUCAUCACGAGACUCCAGUCCAAGAGGAGCUAAAAGAUCUUCCAAAAAUAGUGAAGCACAUGACAUGAUAUUGGAAAACUUGGCAAAGAAACUUAAAAAUGCAACAUCCACUGCAUCCAAGACUGGCUCUACAAAGAAAUCAGCUUCCAAAUCUAGGGACAACAGUCCACAUCAAACAAAACUCAAAACUAAAUCUAGAGACUGUAGUCCAAAACAACUUGUGACCAAGGAUUCAGCAUCAUUUACUGAGCUAAAGGUCAAAGAUGAGAAUACUGGGAAGAAACCCAGAUCUAGAGAUCCAAGCCCAAGGAUUGCUAAGAUGAAGUCAUCUGAGACUCAAGUGGAUGAAGCUUCAACAAAGCCAAUAGAUUUUUCUACAGGAGUGAAGGAAGAAAAUGUCCCAGACAAACAUGAGCAGAAACUUAGCGCAGUUGAAAGUUUAACCGAUCAAGAUACUCUUUCGCUCUUGAAACCAACAAUCCCAAGGAAAAUGUCCUCUUCCAUCCCAAUGGAGAUCGGCACACAAACAGAUGAACAGGCUGGAAAGAAAAGAGGAAGAAAGAAAAAACUCAAAAGAUUGGUUCAAACUGCAAAGAAACAAGUCAAGAGGUCUGUACAUUCAUUUCAACGUGGUAGACCGAAGGGAAGUAAAAAUAAAAAAUGGGCCUUGAAUGCUGUAGCAAAGACAAAACUUCGAAGAACUUCAGAAACUGCUUCUGUGAAGAAAGCAGCAAGGAAGAGAACUUUAAGUGGAGAAUUUGAACUGAUAGAUGAACGUCAGUUGAAGAAGGAGAUAAGAAAUUGCGUGGAAGAGGAGAAUGAUGACAGCCUAGAAAUAUUGGACAGUAGCAAUGAGAAUAUAUUUAUAGAAGAGACCUGUGAACAGCUGGAUUUCAGUGAUGCUGAAUAUGAUGAAGAACAUCUAGAAUUAGUUUUAGAACCAUCUCCCAUAAAAUCAGGUGAUAAACCAACACCAAAGAAGUCACCUGAGACUAUGGAAGAAGCACCAACUAAAUGUUAUUCAAAACCAUCGCCACACAAAUCAUCAGACCUAUUAGAAGCAUCACCAGAUAGAAAGCAUUCUCCCAAAAAAUCGCCUGAGAUCAUUAAAAUAUUGUCUGCCAAACAGAAAGUGGCAGAAACUCCUGAAAAUAAGAGAUCCUCAUCAAUAACAGAAUUAGAGAAAGAUUCUGCGAUACCUGAAACCGAGGAUACCUUGGAUCAAAACGAAUUAAAUACUGGAAAAAUAAAGGAAGAUCCAACCGAUCUCACAACUUCAAAGUCAACGGACGCAACAGAAAAUGUAUCUUGUGAAACACAAUGCAACCUCAUGUAUGAGAAAGGGGAAUCAGUGAAACAGGAUGGAAUUACACCAACAGAAGGAAUAUCUGCUAAAGAAUCACCAUCCUCAGAAACAAAGGUAGACAUUGGUACCAAGAAACGUGGAAGAAGACCAACAUCAAUAAUUCAGACUGUCACAGAAAUAAUGGUCAAGCCUUCAGGCGAGACAACAAAACUUCGCACCAUUACCACCAAGUCGGAUUAUACUGUUCCACUUCCAGAAUUGUCCUCAGCAGAUGAUCAAAAGGAAACAGUUUCUAGAAAUCUUUUCAGCAGUCAAGAUGAUGACGUGGAGAGUGUACAGUCAGUUUCUUCGUUUUCUGAUGCCUCUCUGUCUUCAAAUAGUAAAGGAUCCAAGGGGAGACAACCAGGUAGCUGGACCAAGAAGAAGAAGAAAAAAGAAGUAUUCACUUACAGACACAAACGGUUUACCAGAAAAAAGAAAAGAAAGACCUCCCUGAUGCUAAUUAAUCCAGCAGAUACUUCUUUAUCCAUAGAAGAUAAUGGCGACAUUCCAGUUUUAAGUCCAACAGAAAUACAAUUCCCGGAAGCUCCUAACAGUGACCUUCCCAGCCCUUUAUUGCAUAUGCCAGUUCUAAUGAAAGAACAGGUACCAAAGCCUAUCAGAAAGAGGGGAAGACCAAGAAUCUUUCCAAUUAAAGUUCCCAGUGGACGAGGACGGGGAAGACCCAGAAAAUUCUUAACACAAAAUAAUCAGAAAAAUGAAUUCGCAAUAACUUCAGGAUUACUUGGAACCACAAAUGUCACGGAUCCAGUUCUACAGACCAGCAUUAGCCCUACUAUAUCUUACUCCACGGUCGAACUGGAUUUUGGAUUAGAUCAAGAAUCGAAGCCUGACGAUGGAACUAUUAUUGCCGAUGUAGUGAAUGGUUUAGUUAAUGAUGUUUGUAGAGGUCUCGCCAAAUUAAAGUCAAAGGAAGAUUUAAUUAAACCUGAAGCUGGCAAGAUUCCCUUAAAAAUUCCACUGGGUCCAAGAUUGAAGGGCAAAAAGGGACAUAAAAGGAAAGGAUAUCACUCCAAAAACAGAUCACUUCACACUAUUGAUUGUGCCCCUAUUGAAAGUCUCAGUUGGAAGUUGGAUAACUCUGGUUCACCUGAAGGUUCAACAAAGCUGGUAUUUAAGAGACGAAAGCAAACAAGCACUUCGAAAUCGAUGAGCGAAAGGGAAAAUAGCCUGUUCUUGGCAGAAGUUGAACAGUUGAUGAGAGAGAAGGAGAAGAGAAGCACCUCUGUUCCCAGUAGAGCCAGACAGUUCAUGCUCCGAGAUAAAGUCUCCCGAUCACCUCUGGAAAUACUUGCCAUGAAGGACAAACUAGAAGAAGAGGAAUAUGAAAAAUCCCAAAUUCCAAAACGGAAACCAAGAUCUAAACUUAAAAUUGAACCAUUGGAAUAUAUAGAAGAUUCUGAACCACAGGAAACCCAAGUUCCAGUUCCAGUGAAGUAUAAUGGUCCAGUUCAGGAGAUGAAGUCCCUGUGUAGACCUUGUCAUGUUCCAGUCGUCAACAUCGUCUCUUAUGUUAACAAACACAUGGAAGAGGGCAUUGAGAUAGACGGAAAUUCCUUUUCUGAUGAAGUCGAUGCGAGCGAUAGUGAUAAAUCCUACGUCUUAACGGAAGAAGAACAAUCAGAAUAUGACAAUGAUGAAACAAUUUUCAGAAAUGAUGUCGUGUCGAAGAAAAUUGAAAAAUCUGUUCUGAUUCCAAAGUCAGAAGACCUAGAUGUUAAAAGUACUAUUAAGAUCGAUGAAUUAAAAGAAGAUGGAUAUAUUGCCAGCUAUGUCGAAUUUUUGAAAAGUCAGUCUGAAACUUCAAAAGCUAAAAUUCCUAAAAUCGCCAAAGUCACCCCCAUUAUGAAAACCAUUCCAGAGAAACCACAAGAAGCGACCUCUUCGACUUCGUCUGUUGCAUCCUCUAGAAAUAACUCAACAGUUUCUUCCAAAAAUGGUGAUUCGAAUGAACUAUCUACGUCAUCAACUGGAGUAGUACCCCCCUCAGCUCACCAACCUCAGCAAACGGUAUCCGGUACUAGUGAUGCAUCAAGUUCUUCAACUCAACUAUAUUCCUGCAAAGCCUGUGAUUUUUCCUCACCUGCCAAAAACCAAAUCGAGAAUCAUGUCUACACGCAUAUCAGUCACGUGGCCUUUAGAUGUGCCAGUUGUAACUCACAAGACAAAACGCUUGCAGCAGCUCAGCGACAUCAAAAUGCAGCACAUCCUCACUCGAAUCAAAAUAUCAUCAAAAUUCCACGCGUCCGAGAGGAAGAUUAUUAUAGGACAGAAACUAAAGCUAACCAGCCACUUUACGUAUCUCUGGUAGUCCAAGGUAACUUCUCUCUCAACGCUGCCAGUAUACGGAACCAAUCCAACCGUUUCGUCUGCACCCAUUGUCAGUAUUCCACCAACAUCAACGAAGACAUCGAUCAGCACGUUCAAGACAUGCACAGGGAUCAGGAGCUCUUUGUCUGUACGUUGUGUGAUAGAGCCAUGUACCAUUCGAAGGUUCAAAUCCAAGCACAUUGCCAACAGACUCAUCCAAGUCGACCUGAUUGCUUCAGGAAGCUUCCUCACUUCUAUGAUUGUGAGUUGACUGACAGUUCUGAGCGAGGGAGAACUGAUAGUAGAGGCAAUAUCUUCGAUAGAAUGACAAACUUUUUAAACCCAGUUCAGUCAUCUAAUGAUCAAAAUACAGACUCCGAUCGGAUCAGGUGCGCAAAGGAAUAUUUGAACAUUCAGGAUUCUAUUAAUAAAAUAGAUACCGAAGCAGGAAGUACAAGUCCAACUGAUGAUGUUGUACAAACGUCGACUAUGGUCGAAGAAGUUUCUGAGUCUUCCACCAAUCUCCAAGAAAUUCUUGAUGAUACUCCAAAGGACAUUGAAGUAGCUGAUGUAGGGUCGACAUCAACACCCGAAUUUACCAUUCAAACUCCGAAAGAACACUCCAUUGCCCGCAGCAUACUCCAAGGAAAAACCGUUGUCGACAAGGAAUCUGCCAACGAACAGACGAACUCCAACAACUCUUCCAUCCAAAUUGCGUCCACAUCUAUAUCGCAGGGACCUGAUGGAAGUUCUUUAUCUACUACCAGAACUACCAAAAUAGUUGAUGGAGAUCAACAACAAGAUGGUGUGAAUAUUCUCAGUGGACAGGGGAAAAACUCAAAUAUCAGUAUUAAUUCUAAUGUGACUGUCUCACAACCCAAACCAAAUGAUGAACAACCAAUAGAAGAGAGUGACAACGGAUUGGGAGGUCUCAAAAUAAUCAGUGUGGUGAGUCUUCAAGGACAGGAGUUCAUCCGAGAAGACUCUUCAACGUCCAAAAAGGAAUCAAACUCGGGAAGGAUGUCUAUAUCAGCAUCUCCCCUGGUGAUUCCACGACCAAAUAUCAAUGUUCCUCAAAAACAAAAACUAUUGCUGCCAAAACCAUCUCCAACUUUGGUUCAAGCAGUAGAAAAGAAACCUGCAAAACCAAAAGACAUUCUCCCAAAAGCACCCGUAUCCGUAGACGAUAUAGUCUUACGAAACGAACGUUUAACUUGUACCUAUAAAUGCAAGACGUGUAGCGUACAUGCUCCAUUCCUUUCGGUGAUUGUCGAGCAUUUAAUGCAACAUCAUCAAUCUAUUUGUGUCUUCACGUGCCCUUAUUGUAAAAUAUCGGAGGGAAAGAAACCCGAUUUUAAAACUGAAGCACAGGCUCGAGAUCAUAUUGCUAAGCACCACCCUUCGUAUUUUGCUAAAAAAGACACUUCGUUAUCCGACAGUGCAAAAGAAAUUGUCCAAGUCGUAGCGAUACCGUCGAGUAGCGACUUUCAGCGAGGUAAAACGUCAAACAUUGAACGCGAUAUCUACAUGUGCCAGAAAUGCUCGACGCAUAUGCCAUCGUUAAGUUACAUGUAUUCCCAUAUCGAAAAUGAACAUGAUGAUGUUUUUCUUCACGUGUGCCCUGAAUGCAAAAAAUACAAACAUAAAUCGGAGGAUGUUGUAUUCAAACAUGUAAUGGAUGUUCAUUUGAAAGAUCCAUCAACAGUUGAUCUCUCAUUAGCCAUGGAAGACAAUUUAUUUACCCGUAUUUUUUCCAUAUCCAAAAACGCGAUGUACUGUGAGAAAUCGCAUACUGCGGAAGACCCCAAUCUAAAAUCUAAUGUAAACGAUGUCAAGCAGUCUACGGCUAGUGAAAUAGGUGAAAGCUCUCGUCAAAACUUAGCUCUAUCAACCGCUACGCCCAACGUUGUAAAGAAACGACCAACAGCACGAAAGUCUAUAAAGAGAGUUGAUGACAUAGCAGAAGCAAGGGCAAUAAUGAAUGCAUCAGCUGUCCAAAGUAAUAAGACUCAACCGCAGUCUCCCUCACCAAAUCAGCCUCGACCAAUAAUUGGUUCACAGCUCUUCACAGAUUGUGCUACCGUUACGACUUCUACAACCAAAGCCGUUUCUGCGUUAGUGCCAGUAAUAGUGAGCCAAGCUCCACCUGCUCUUCCUCGAAAACAACCAAUACCAACACCGUCCUCAAUUUUACAGACUAAGCAAAAGCAAAACUACAUACAUCUCUCUGUUGACGAAGCUUCUCAACUUGCGAAACAGAAACACCUACCAGUUGGUUAUAAAACGGUUGCUCAACAAUUGAAAGAAAGGAAACUUAUGCAGAUGCAAACAGCUGCUAAUCAACAGUGCGGUCUAAGAAGAGAUGUUGUUGAUGCAUCUACAGCUUCAAACCUGCAUCUAAGCGAGCAUUAUUUCACAACCUCGGAACAAAACGAAUCCGUUCAAUCGAAAAAGUUUUCAAUGACCGACAGAUUGCACAGACUCCAUAAAUCAGGUUCAAGCACCGCCAGUACCGCGGUGUUGAAUAUUCCUAAGCCGGUGUUGAAUAUUCCGAGUAUGGACAAAAUUAGAAGCGUGGCUCGUCCAAAAUCUUUACCUUCUGCUUCUGAGACAAGUGUUGACUUAACCCUGGCCCAAGAGAUGUCUAACUACCCCGGUAUUCUCCGACCACCUGCAGCAUCGUCAAGUUCACCGCGUUCUCAACCAGUUUUCCCAAUGAACACAGCUCCAAAGGGACCUUCUCCAAGACCUCAGCCUAGCUUACUCUUUCCGAGAGGUCUAAAUAGUCCUAGUCCGAGUCCUAAGUUACCAGUGAAAUCACCAGCUCCCAUUGAUGCAGAUGAUGAUCCAGAAGCUUUUAAAAUAUUCAACUUGAAGCCUUCCAAAUCACCUGCACCGCCUGGCAAACCUCCUCAAACCCCCACACCCCCAGUCCCAAACCUUAAAGGCCCCUUUCCGCAACUUAUCAAUUUACCAGCGGGCAUUCAGUUUCCACAAAUCCCGAUAAACAUUGCAGGACAGAGUGGCCAAAUAUCGAAUAUCUUCACUCAAGGAUUUCCCGGUGUUGUAUUGCUACAGCCUCAGGCAUUGAAUAACCCGGCCGUUGUUUCGGCUGUCAAUACUUUUGGUGUAGAAUCUCAAGGAUUUACAGGAGUAAAUACAUUUAAAUGUCCUUACUGCUCAACGGUUCUGGAACGUAAUGCUGUGCGACCACAUAUCGAAGGAAUGCAUAAAGGCUGUGCUGUAAUCUACAAACCUCUUGGAAUGUGAAAAGAUUUUCUCUCACAUUCUCUGUGGACCCUUUAAAGGCAUAGUAUAGGCUACGUUGUUUUAAUAACGAGAGUCGUCGACACGUGUUUCUGAUG